This is a messenger RNA of Nilaparvata lugens (brown planthopper), 1107 nucleotides long. Its product is annotated as beta-1,4-galactosyltransferase 5-like. Bases 31 to 345 code for a protein of 104 amino acids. Gene Ontology annotation, molecular function: N-acetyl-beta-glucosaminyl-derivative 4-beta-N-acetylgalactosaminyltransferase activity. The transcript is spliced from 2 exons. The record is from RefSeq and is a predicted model, not a curated record. NCBI's taxonomy places the organism in Eukaryota, Metazoa, Arthropoda, Insecta, Hemiptera, Delphacidae. Gene Ontology annotation, biological process: carbohydrate metabolic process; glycosphingolipid biosynthetic process.
CUAUACGAACUUCUUGGCGCAGUAAGUGCAAUGAGCGCUGUUACGUUUGAAGCAGUGAACGGCUACAGUAACAUGUACUGGGGAUGGGGCGGCGAGGACGAUGACAUGGCAGAGCGUCUGCAGAGCAUCGGCGUACGCAUUGUACGCAGCGCAGACGUGGUCGGACGUUACACCACGCUCGCCCACCAUCCGCAGAUCAGGAGUUUGGCCAGAUGGGAUAUACUAGAUCGAGCUUUGAGAAGGAAGGAUUUUGAUGGCCUGGGUAGUUUACAUUAUACAAGAUUAGCUCUGAAGCAAACCAGCCUUAUGACUCAUAUAUUGGUUGACCUAGUGUCAACUAACUGAUCAGAACUAUCAUAUCGAACGACUGUAUACCCUGCAAAAACUAAGUAUUUUUUAUCUUUAUAAAACUGAAAAUAUUAAUAAUAUAAACCUUUUGAUUGAUGUGAAAAAUUGAAAUUCAUUUAUUUAGUAUUUAUUCGUUUGAAUGUUUCGUUUUAAUUCGUAUACGUGUUUUGAGAAGAAAAGAAGACAGCAAUCUCAAUCAAGUGUUGAAAAGAAGUUUCUGUUUCUGUUUAUCAGAGAUUGACAAUGGUGUAAUAACCGAAACCAGUCUUUCUAAUUAUCAAUAAAUCAGUCGUUUUUUUGACAAUUUCUUAGUCUUUUUCAUUCAAUAUGUUGAAAAGAAAUGCAGAAGAACGACGACCGAGAGGAAGACCACGACGGAAAUGGUGGAGUCAAGUGAAGGCCGAUAUGGAGAGAAUUGGAGCAACCGAGGAGGACGCGGAGAAUCGAGAGAAGUGGAGGGGCUUUGUUGGUGCUGCUAAAUAUAUACUUAGAUAUGUAUGGCCAUGGCAGUAAAUAAGUAAGUAUUAAUUCGUAUGGCUUUUAUCGGCAAAGAGACCUUCUUGGAUGCUCUGCCUUGCAGUAUUACCCAAUGUCUUUUCUUAUUUACUCAUAAUUUUAUGCAAUAAUUAUUUACUCAUAAAUAGCAUGCAAACUUGCAAUCAAUACUCAAGUUGAAGCAAAUCUUUUUCAAUAUUUUCUAUUGUAUUCUGCAAUGUUUAGAGUAUUUCUCAUUCUGAGAUUUCAAUAUUCAUCUUCACU